AUGCAUCUGCAUGUGGUGCUAUCUGCUCAGGGCCGCUACGCUCAGAAGCUGCUGAACACGCUGAUGGAGAAUUAUACUAAAGCUCUGAGGCCUGUGGAGGACACGGACAAGGCUCUCAAUGUUACAUUGCAGAUUACACUCUCGCAGAUCAAAGAUAUGGAUGAGAGAAAUCAGGUGCUGACCACAUACUUAUGGGUGCGGCAGGUCUGGCAUGAUGCGUACUUACGCUGGGAUAAAGAUGAGUAUGAUGGCCUGGAGGUCAUCCGCAUCCCUAGCAAUCUGGUCUGGAGACCUGACAUUGUCCUUUACAACAACGCCGAUGAAGAAGACUCAUCAGGCCCUCCUGACACUAAUGUAGUGUUACGGUACACGGGUGAGCUCACAUGGGAUGCUCCUGCAAUCACAAAGAGCACAUGUGUGGUGGAUGUCUCCUACUUCCCCUUCGACAGCCAGCAGUGCAACCUUACUUUUGGCUCCUGGACCUACAACGGCAACCAGGUGGACAUCAACAUGGGUGGAAUGGAAGGUGGUGACCUCUCAGACUUUGUGGAGAACGUAGAAUGGGAAUGUCAUGGCAUGCCAGCGGUCAGGAAUGUAAUCAUGUAUGGCUGCUGCUCAGACCCAUACCCAGACAUCACCUACACAGUGCUGCUGAAACGCCGCUCCUCAUUCUAUAUCUACAACCUGCUCCUGCCCUGCUUUCUAAUCUCCUUCCUGGCUCCACUUGGCUUCUAUCUCCCAGCUGACUCUGGAGAGAAGGUCUCGCUUGGAGUCACAGUGCUUCUAGCCCUUACUGUCUUCCAGAUGAUGGUGGCUGAAAGCAUGCCACCAUCUGAGAGUGUGCCACUCAUUGGUAAGUACUACAUAGCAACAAUGACAAUGAUUACAGCCUCCACCUCAUUGACAAUCUUCAUCAUGAACAUUCACUUUUGUGGUGCCGAAGCCAAACCGGUGCCCAACUGGGCCAAAGUCCUAAUUAUUGACUACAUGGCGAAGAUUUUCUUUGUGUAUGAAGUAGGAGAGAACUGCACUACUCCUCAAAGUGAACGUGGCCCACCGUUUGUAGAGGACCCACUGGCUAGUCUUGAAAAUUAUGACUAUUUCUCCACCAGUUUUUACAGCAAUCAUCUACAUGAUGGGUCUGUUAAUCAGUAUAACAGGUAUAAUAACUGUGGCAGAGAUUGUCACUAUGCCAGAAAUCCCCAGUCAAAUGGCUACCAUUUCAACGCCCUACAUAUGGCACAUAUACCACCACAGUUCUCAUCGAGACAGAAAAUACACCAGCCGAAUUACAUACACCACAUUGGGCGAGAUGGUAACGCGGUUAACCUGAAGGAGGGGAAACUGAAGCAAAGUGAUCUCUCUAUUCCUGAAAAACUCAAUGGGUACACGUAUGAGCAUAGCACCAGCGAGUACACCAAACCAUACACGAUGGAAGACUACAGUAAAAAGACAGGCACAGAAGAGUGCACAUGUAUGUGUGCUCAGCACCAAAAAGUGGUGCAGAACAUUGAGUACAUCGCCAAUUGCUUUCGGGAACAAAGGUCAAACCAGGCCAAAGGAGCAGAGUGGAAGAAGGUUGCUAAGGUAAUGGACAGGUUUUUCAUGUGGGUGUUCUUCAUCAUGGUCUUUCUCAUGAGCAUCCUCAUCAUGGCCAAGGCAUCCUGAGAUCAGUUGAUACGAGUUGUGUCCACAUAUUGAAUGAAGACUGGAGUAAUGUUUAGAGACAUCCAUUCCAAAGAAGAUUAAAACGAUAAAGUAGAAAGUGAUGAAAACUGAUCCUUACUGUUCCACACGUAAGUUCUUAAAGCAUUCCUAGUAGAAUACUACUAACUAUGCAAUAGAACCCAUAUCCUGUAGAACUGGUGAGAAAUGAGUGAUGGAUUAUUGGUGUAAACUGAAUAAAAUAUGAAAUGUAAGUUGCCGCCUCACACCUCCAAGUUCUUCAUGUACGUGGGUUUCUUUGGGGCGCUCUGGUUUCAUCCCAUGCCAGUAGGAGGAACGGUUACUCUGAAUUGCCCCUAAGUGUGAAUGAGUGUGUCACAUUGGUUUAGGAUCCACCACGACCCUGAUCAAGAUAAAGCGUUUACUCAAGACGAAUGAAUGAAUGAUGACAUUUUUUUUUUUUAAAUCAUAUUUUCCUCUGUAUGUUUUCAAGGCAUUACAGUAAACUGUAUUAAAAUGCAUUUAUUAAAUUGCUUCUUGUUUUUCUCCGGAUGUACAUAUAAACAUAUUUCCCAUUCACAUCCCUAUGACUUUACAUUCUUAAAAGGUAAGCAUGUUACACUUUGUCUUUCGUCUGUGCUUUCAUUCUCUAUAGCCACUCAAAUAUAAUGUGGACGUUUAAAUCUUAAUAUAAAGUAUAUAACAGUUAAAGUGAAGACAUGUUUCAAUGUGUGUGUGUGUGAGAGAGAGGUAAA
Messenger RNA from Ictalurus furcatus (blue catfish), 2420 nucleotides. It is a transcript of the gene chrna9a, whose product is annotated as cholinergic receptor, nicotinic, alpha 9a. The coding region runs from base 1 to 1668 and encodes 555 amino acids. The record is from RefSeq and is a predicted model, not a curated record. Gene Ontology annotation, biological process: signal transduction; monoatomic ion transmembrane transport; regulation of membrane potential. Gene Ontology annotation, molecular function: acetylcholine-gated monoatomic cation-selective channel activity; transmembrane signaling receptor activity. The transcript has 6 exons. NCBI's taxonomy places the organism in Eukaryota, Metazoa, Chordata, Actinopteri, Siluriformes, Ictaluridae. Gene Ontology annotation, cellular component: postsynaptic membrane; neuron projection; synapse.